AAGGCUUGAAGUAUGGAUACCAUGUAAACGGUUCUAAGAGCUGGCUGAUUGUUAAAUCACAACUUCUGGCGUCAGAAGCAGAACGGGUGUUUGGAAGCGAGGUUAAAAUAACAACUGAAGGAAGGCGUCAUCUGGGCGCAGUUAUUGGUUCUACAAAUUACAAAGAAGAGUACUGCAACGAAAAGGUCAACAGAUGGAGAGAAGAAAUCGAAGCACUAAGUGAUAUUGCAAAAAGUCAACCUCAUUCAGCCUAUGUUGCUUUCACAAAGGGCUUCAAAUCGAAGUUUACAUAUUUUAUGCGAACGAUAAGCUCCUUUGAAGAUUAUAUUAACCCUAUCGAGGAAGCCAUAAGUGAGUUGUUUUUCCCAGCCUUGUUCGGCCAAGAAGAGCCUCUGCCAGAAGAAUUGCACGAAGUUAUCACACUGUCCCCUCCACAAGGAGGUUUAGGGAUACCUGCAUUAAGUGAAGAAGCGCCACAACAGUACGCAGCAUCGACGUCAAUAACACGUCCACAUGUGGAGGCAAUAUUAUCGCAAUGCACUUCCAUGCCAGAGAUCACUAACGAGAUAAAAAACGAACAGCAGUCAAUCAAGAGGGCAAAUGCCAAUGCAAAAAGAGAACGUAUCGACGAGUCUCUCCCAGCCGAUCUCCUACUUUUUGUUAAACAAGCGCGGGAUAAAGGAGCAAGCUCAUGGUUAAAUGCUAUACCGGUUGAAGAACAAGGUUUGACCCUCAACAAAGAAGAAUUUAAGGAUUCGAUAAGAAUGCGGUAUGGCAUGCCAUUGCCUGACUUGCCAAGUCAUUGCGUUUGUGGGUCUGCAUUUUCCGUCAACCACGCAUUAUCGUGUAAAAGAGGAGGUUUUGUGGCCCGAAGGCAUGACGGUGUUCGUGAUUUACUGACCACGCUGCUCAGCAGAGUAUGCAACAACGUGGAAGCCGAACCGAAAAUCAUGCCAUUGGACAAUGAACAAUUCCGUUUACAGUCCACCAACAGAAGCCCGGAUGCGCGAUUGGAUAUCAAAGCUGGCGAGUUUUGGGCAAGAGGAGUUACAUCAUUUUUUGACGUCCGUGUAUCGCAUGUAAACUCCCAAUGUCAUCAAAACAAAGCCACAUCUGAUAUCUUUAAGGAACAAGAAGCCGAGAAGAAAAGAAAGUACCAACAGAGAAUCUUAGACGUGGAAAUGGGAACUUUUACGCCUUUAGUCUUUGGAACGAAUGGAGGA
Molecule: messenger RNA, 1223 nt
Organism: Paramuricea clavata
Lineage: Eukaryota; Metazoa; Cnidaria; Anthozoa; Malacalcyonacea; Plexauridae
Source: the annotation of a GenBank genome assembly